ACCGUUAGAAACCUGUCUUUUUCUUAAAAAAAAAACACAAUUAUUACCCAUCAAAAUUAAUAAAAACAUAUCAAUUGUCAAAACUCUGAUCACCAACAACCGGAUCAAAAUUCAAAACCCUCCACCAUCACCUCCGAUCAAAUUCAACAUGGAGAGAGGACCCCGAUACAAAGCUUACGCCGAUCUUCGCGAAUCGAAACUCAGGUUAAGAUCCAAAGCAAACCCACCCCCUAAACACCACCGCUCUGCUAAUACUUCCACUCUACCGGAAAUUCAUGUAAAGUUUCCUGCCAAUAGGCGAAAAGGGUCCUCUGUUUUGGCUCAAUCUGUUCCUGACUUCUCCUCUGUUUUGAGAAAGGAGAAUCGGAAACCGUCGCUGCCACCCGUAGCCGAGAAGUCUGUAACGCCACCGGCUAAGAGGUCUUCGAGAUUAUACGAGGUUAAUGCGAAAUUGAUGGGUAGUAAGUCGUCGCUUUCGAGUACAAAGAGGAGUGGUGGUCUGUUGACUGAGAGGAGAAGCUAUGCGAAUAUGGAUGAAUUGAAGAAAUUUUCUGCGGCAGCUGCUAAUGCCAUUAAUGGUGAAAACAGGGGAGGAGGAAGAACCAGUGUUCUGCGGUCUAGACAAUAUUAUUGAAUUUUGAUUUUUGUUUUUUAAGGUUUUUUUUAUGUUUAAAAUGAUGGUUUGGUUUUUGGUUGGA
Messenger RNA from Helianthus annuus (common sunflower), 698 nucleotides. RefSeq lists its product as uncharacterized. NCBI's taxonomy places the organism in Eukaryota, Viridiplantae, Streptophyta, Magnoliopsida, Asterales, Asteraceae. Bases 149 to 634 code for a protein of 161 amino acids. The record is from RefSeq and is a predicted model, not a curated record. The transcript has a single exon.